CACUCCUCGCUCAACAUGGGGAAAAAUAACAGGGAGAGGAAGGCGACGAAGCAGGGGAGAAAAGAACUUAGGAGCGUGAAGCAGAGCGUCAGUACCGGUGAAAAGAGCGUCGUCGAGUCCAGCCAGAUGACUGCUCAGUCGGUUUCUAAUUGUCUUCCCAUGGAAAUAGUGACGGAGAUCCUUUCUCGCCUUCCUCCAGAGCCAUUGUUGAGGUUCAGGUCGGUCUGCAAGUCAUGGCGUGAUCUUAUCGACAGCCACGACUUCAUCCACAAUCUGCACCUUCCUCGAGCCAGGGCCGCAUCUCCCACGAACCUCCUGUACCAACGGAUGAACGACCUGUUCUGCUUUGAUUACGAGUCCCCUGCCUCCACCUCCAGGAAGAUCCGCCUUCCUUUCCCAACCGGCGAUCGCGACGUCUCAUUAACCUCCUGUCGCGAUGGCUUGCUCUGCUUGUCACGGCUGAAUCUGAGGACGGGCGUUUAUUCCUUUAAUGUCGUCAAUCCAAUCACCGGAAAGGGUGUGCACCUCCCUCAAACGGGUUGUAGGUCUGCCCUUCAUACCUGCCAGCUCCUAUGGUGUCCUGAUCAUGAAAGCGUUGGAGGAGGAGGUGGGGUUUACAAGGUUCUCUUCGUCUACAGGGAGACGGAGGGCGGAGUCCGCUCUCUUGUCUGUACGCUUCACCGGAUGGACCUGACCUGGCGACGUAUUCCUAACUCUUUUACAACUUGGGACAAUGACUACGGGGAGUUGAAGGAGUCUCCAUGCGUCAAUGGAGCUGUUCACCGCGUCCACAGCUACCUUCGCGAGGAUUUGGAAUGCGGCAUUGCCGCCUUCGAUAUCCACCAAGAGAGAUUUACAGAAAUUGGGUUCCCUCCGGACUGUUGCUCCCCGGAAAAGAGGUGUUGGAGUGCCUCCGGCUAUUUACGCCAUGUGCCGAGAGUGGCGGAGCUGAGAGGGCUCCUUGCUUUGUUCCACAUGGAUGGUUCUGGCACUUUCAUGGAGACAUGGUUGCUGACUGAUUAUUAUGGUGGCGUUUGGACCAAAGAUCACACCAUCUGCCUUACGGUACUGUACAAGGAGCUUCAUUUGGACAUGAGAAACAGAGGCCCGAAAGAGAGUCUCCAUGUCUACCCUGUGGUCAAGUUCAGCGACAAAGAACUGGUAAUGAGGAUUUAUGCUCCUGUACCACCGCCGCCGCCGUCGUCGUCAUCGUGUUGCUGUUCAAGCGCGGGUUGCUGUUCAAGCGCGAGAUUCUUUACCUAUGAGUUCUUCUCUUAUGACCCUGUGCUAAAGAAUACGACCAUUCUAAGCGGAAUAUUGGACAUUAAUGGUCUUUACGUAGAGAGCCUGGUUUCCCCUUGCGAAACGACGACGACGACGACGACGAAGGAGAAUAAAAAGAAGAAGAAGAAGAAGAAGAAGAAAAGAUGGAUAAUGGAAAACGGAUGCAUCGCUUCUCAUGAGCAUUGA
Messenger RNA from Nymphaea colorata (pocket water lily), 1470 nucleotides. Its product is annotated as F-box protein At1g11270-like. Bases 16 to 1470 code for a protein of 484 amino acids. The transcript is spliced from 2 exons. The record is from RefSeq and is a predicted model, not a curated record. Gene Ontology annotation, molecular function: protein binding. Lineage: Eukaryota; Viridiplantae; Streptophyta; Magnoliopsida; Nymphaeales; Nymphaeaceae.